Messenger RNA from Stegastes partitus (bicolor damselfish), 465 nucleotides. Its product is annotated as C-C motif chemokine 3-like. The record is from RefSeq and is a predicted model, not a curated record. Gene Ontology annotation, biological process: immune response. The transcript has 3 exons. Gene Ontology annotation, molecular function: chemokine activity. Lineage: Eukaryota; Metazoa; Chordata; Actinopteri; Pomacentridae. The coding region runs from base 172 to 456 and encodes 94 amino acids. Gene Ontology annotation, cellular component: extracellular region.
CGAUACACUGACAGCAGCAUAGAAACUUAUGUGUGGAUGAAAACUUCAGUUACGUAUCUCUGCAGGCACGACUAACUCAGAUCUUUUUUGACUCUUCUGUGAGUUUUCUGAGCUUCACCUUCCAGCUUCAUCUCCGUCUUCGUCCAUCGUUUGAAGGAAUAUCGAGGCAUCAUGAGGACCACUUACAUCCUUCUGUUCUGCAUCCUGGGAGCUGCAAUGUUGUCUACAGUUACCUGCCAUCGUAACGCUACCUUAGGUCCAGACGACUGCUGCUUCACAUACUACCCAGGAAGACUGAAAAAAAACCUCAUCAACACAUACUACAUGACUGGUCACCGGUGCAUCAAGCCUGCAGUCAUUUUCAUUACAAAAAAAUCGUCUCGUCGCAUCUGCGUGGAUCCCAGUCUCUCCUGGGUCACGGACAUCAUGGCUGAUCUCGAUGUGACUUCCUUUUAAACCAGCUGC